Molecule: messenger RNA, 1239 nt
Organism: Canariomyces notabilis
Lineage: Eukaryota; Fungi; Ascomycota; Sordariomycetes; Sordariales; Chaetomiaceae
Exons: 1
Coding region: 1-1239 (412 amino acids)
Biological process (GO): mRNA splicing, via spliceosome
Cellular component (GO): spliceosomal complex
Molecular function (GO): pre-mRNA 3'-splice site binding; zinc ion binding
Source: RefSeq, a predicted model, not a curated record
AUGCCUCCCCCAAAACGGCCAGAACCAGCAUCGACCGCUGCAGCAGCCAGCACAGAUAGCGGGUCGGGUGCUGGCGCCGCGCGAAAAGAAGACAACAUCUACAUUCCCUCGUACAUCAGUAAACAGCCCUUCUAUGUCAGCGGCCUUGACGACCAUGACGAUUCACUCAAGCAUCAACGCGCCCGCGCAGCUCAAGAGGAGGAGAAAUACAUUCUUGACAAGGGUGGUAAAAAGACUGGACCUGCGCGAACAAAAUGGGUCAAGGGCGCCUGUGAGAAUUGCGGCGCCAUGGGUCACAAGAAGAAGGACUGUCUCGAGCGCCCGCGUAAAGUCGGCGCCAAGUUCACGGGCAAGGACAUUCAGGCCGAUCGGACCGUGCGGGACGUGAACUUGGGCUAUGAGGCGAAACGCGAUAUUUGGGCAGCAUACGACCCGAAGCAGUAUCAGGAGGUGGUGGAGGAGUAUAACCUAAUCGAGGAGGCGCGCAGAAAACUGCUGGGUGACAAGGGGGACAAGAAGGAGGAGGAAGAUGUCUACGAGGGAGGAUUCAAGUACGCCGAGGAGUCAGAGAUGGGCAGGGAUAGGUCGGUAAAACAGUCGAUGAGAAUACGUGAGGACACGGCCAAGUACCUGCUUAACCUCGACUCCGACUCGGCCAAGUACAACCCCAAGAAGCGCGCCCUUGUCGAUGGUGGUGCCAUAGGCGACAAGUCUGCCCAGCUGUUCGCCGAAGAGAGCUUCCUCCGAGCGUCGGGCGAAGCGGCCGAGUUUGAGAAAGCGCAGCGGUACGCCUGGGAGAAGCAAGAGAAGACAGGCGAUACGACUAUGCAUCUCCAGGCCAACCCGACUAUGGGAGAGAUUUUGCGGAAGAAGGAGAAUGAAGAAAGGGAGGCCAAACGGAGGAAACGAGCCGAGAUACUCGCCAGCCAGUAUGGCGAGCAACCCACCGUGCCCGAAGCGUUGAAGGCGGCCAUCACCGAGUCCGAGACCUUCGUCGAGUACGACGAGGCCGGCCUCAUCAAAGGAGCCCCAAGGAAGGCCGCAAAGUCAAAGUAUCCCGAAGAUGUCUUCAUCAACAACCACACUUCGGUCUGGGGAAGUUGGUGGUCAGACUUCAAAUGGGGCUAUGCAUGUUGCCAUUCCUUCGUGAAAAAUAGUUACUGUACAGGAGAGAUGGGGAAGCAAGCCAGCAAGGAGGCUGAUUCGUGGGAUAAAUGGGGGACUCGAGAUGGCUCAUGA